AACGCGUAGAGAGUGAAAGUGAAAGCAAAACUUCACAAUUUCACAAAGCAAAGGUUCGGUUCCAAUAAGCUAUAAGUAUACGUAAGCUACAACUUGCUAAACAAUGGCGUGAAUAGUACCUACAACAUAAGUAUUAGUGGAGUAACUACGAUCUCUUUUCUGUUCUGCAAAAGUACCUAUUGCAUAAUAAGUAUACACUUUUCACGAGUAUGACUUGUUAGUUUCACACAAUUAUUGGUGUAUGUGAGUGUUUGUGAAUAGUUUAAUCAUCAUCGAACGACCAAAACAUUUCAAGAGCAAGAUUUUGAGAGUCGGCAAGAUUUAGAAAACUCGCAAUGGCGAAUUCAAAACAGUACGAAUUGUACGGUUUUGAAACCGACGACCCUCCAGUUCGUAUGAAGACUGAAGAUGACUUAAUACCUUUUUCGGUCAUUGAUCAGCCAACCAGGAAUUGGUUGGAUUCAUUGGAGAAUAUCUGGAGUUUGUGGAAAAAAAGUGUUACAGUUACACAAAUGCUACACGAAUACUUUGGCACUGCACCUAAUCCUUACUUGAGUACUUUAAGAAUUUUAGUCAAUGCCAAAGACUUUUACCACGUGAAAAGCAAGUCAUCAUUGGCUUUUACAGUCAUUGAAGAAUUUUCAAACUGGAUUGUUCCACGUAAGGAUAAAUUUGAUGGUUGUCUUUGUGUUGAACUAAAAGUUGCUGCCUUUCGUUUAAUAAUCAAGCAAAAGAACGUUCAACUCACAAAGACUGUAUCUGAAAUUUAUGAAUUCACCAGUGAUAAAAAACAUUUUAUGGGUUUCAUAAUCGAUAUGCUAGAAAGCAAAAAUUAUAAAGAUGCUGGUGUUAAUGUGGAAAUGCUGAAACUACAGAAUGAAUUUGAUGAUCCUGAAGUAUUAUUGAUGCCAUUAGUUUUGCAAAAUAAAACGACUAUUGCAGAAGAUCUUAUGAAAAAUCAACCAGAAUUACAAAUUAAAUUUGUUUCCUAUUUAGAUAAUUUGUUGACGCAUGAUAAUAUAAGUAACGCCAUUGAUCGGUAUAUUUAUCACAAUAAUAUACCGGACGUAAAAUUUCAAUAUAGUCAAAAUAAGUCCAUUUCUAAAUUAGUUGCCCGCUUGGCAAAGCUCUACAAUGUUCCUCAUGAUGUGUGUCCGAAUUUGAAUAAAAAAAGAGGAGAGGGUGCAAUCCAAUUUCUGAUUUACAAACGUUAUGUAGAAGCAAGUUUGAGUGUAGAAAGCUGGAGAGAAAUGGCUAAAGAAGCCAUUGGAUCAGACUCAAGCCUGCAGGUAGAGGUUAUAAGGAGUCUUGCAAACGUAAACGAUCCUGCAGAAGCUUAUUACUUUGUACAAUUUUAUAGCAUUUCUCGCGACGAGUGGCCUUGGAAUGUGAGGCAAUAUGUUGAUGAAAAUCCAGAUUCUGUUAAUAAUGGGGAAGUGAAUGAUGCACUGGAUGAAAAUUCUUGGGAAACCGAAGAUCAAAUAUCUUAUCAUACACUGAAUUUGCCCAGAAAAUGUAUUACAAUUAUAGAUAACGCGAAAUCUUUCGAAGAUUUUUUAGUUUAUGGUUUAAAGAACGUUAAUGUUGUCGGAAUUGAUUCAGAGUGGAAACCAACUUUCGGUAUUAAAAAACCAGAACUAGCUUUGAUGCAAAUUGCGACUCAUUCGCACAUAUAUAUUUUGGAUGUAACCGUUUUGGGAUACCACAAUCAAGAUUUAUGGAAAGAACUAGGAACUGCCCUAUUUAACAACAAGCGUAUUUUAAAACUAGGUUUUGGUAUCGCCCAUGACAUAACCAUACUCCGUGAGAGCUUUCCAGUGCUUUCAAACAUUCGAGCCUGUGGUGAAGGGUACUUGGAUUUAAGUCAUUUGUGGAACAAAUUAUUAAAAGAGGAUUUCGUAUUUCCUUAUAAAGGCGAUGUGUAUUUUACGAGUAAAAAUCUCAGCAAACUAGUAGAACUAUCUCUUGGACAGAGAUUGAAAAAAACUGAUCAGUUUUCCAACUGGGAAAGACGACCACUACGUGAAAGUCAGAUAACAUAUGCAGCGCUCGAUGCUUAUUGUCUACUGGAGGUGUAUGACAUACUAGCCAAACAAUGUGGAAGAUUAGGUAUUCCCUUUCAUGAAGUUUGUGCUCACGUAAACGACAAUAAAUCGUUCACAGACUUGAAUGGCCCGAAAUCUUCCAAAAAUGAAUCCAAAAAGCCAAAUAACAUGUUCAAUUUGUCCAACAAACAAGCGUUCUGGACGAGCGUGCAACAAUCGAGUUCUCGACAACCGCAUUAUGCUCACGACCAAAAUACCGAGCCAGUCGACGAUGCGACACAAUCCUGCUCAACGGCCCCGGACCAGGUACACCCCGAAGAGUUACUUGACCAUCAACAAUCCCAGCCACAGCAUCCGUGCCAAUCAAACAUCAACAGCUGGCCGAGAUUACAGCACCGGAAGCAGCGCCAGCACGUGCAACCGCGUCUUUUCGUCUGCGACUCGAUGCUCGGUGGUUUGGCUCGUCAAAUGCGGAAAUGCGGUAUCGACACCCUUCACUUCCUGCGUGACCGAGGCGGUGAGCUGUCGUUACGAGCGGCUCAUGACAAGCAAGGCGUUUUGCUAACUCGGCAUAACAAUUUUUAUCGGUUUAAAGAGUAUUUACCACCUGGAUAUUGCUACAACGUGUCAGAAGUCAGAGUGGAAGAUCAACUUGACGAAAUCAUUCAUUACUACAAUAUUAAAGUCAACGAAGCAGACGUUUUCAGCCGAUGCCAAUUAUGCAACUCGAAUGAGUUUGUUUACGUUUCAAAGGACACGAUGACCGGAUUGAUCCAAAGUCAUACAUCAAGGAAAAACAGCCCUAACUCCACUGAAGUUGGACAAUCAAGCUCUGCCGAAGUUUGCAAUCAUUGGGACACCGAAGAAAAAGCAUUUCAACAGAUGCAGACCAAUAACGAAAAACAGUUUCCCUCGCGUUCGUGGAUCUUGAGUUAUGGCUGUCUCAAUGUCACGAACUGUUCAACCAAGUACAAUGUCAAAGUACAAAUUGAUCGGGUGCCGCCAAACAUGCUGCGAUACCAUUAUUACGUGUGCGAGAGAUGCGGCAAAGUUUACUGGUACGGCUCGCACAUUGAACGGGCCUUCAAUGGUAAUUUAAGGAAAAUUUUGAAUUAAGGAUGUACGAGUAGAGGCAAAAGCGAUUUCUUGGAAUUACGUAUUUUUGUAAACUCUAGAGAGGUAUUAGCUUGCUUUGCUACCACGAGAGAAAGUGAUAUGAGUAUUUCUAUGUUAGUUGUACAAUAUAUAUUUGUAUACACGUAUAUUUUUCAAUGAAAUUUCUUUCUGUUACAAUAUUUUUACAAGAACUUACUUUUGUUUCGCUCGAUAAGGUGUGUUCAUAAAGAGAUAGAGGUUGAGUGUGUUUACGACGUGUGUUCAAAUGCAAGUUGUAUUUGCUUUUUUUUUUAAUUUUUUACUAGUGAGAUGGAUUCUUUACCUUUUUUAAUAUUUUACUACCACUAUCACCGCCACUAAAAUACAAAAUUAAUAGCUUGCUACAUUUUAAACUUUACCAAAAGUGUAAAAGUUAAUUAACAUAGCCAUACUUUAAUCAUACUCUAAUCGAUAUAAAACAAAUUUACAAACAUUUGUGAUAUUUAAAAUGUUGAUAAUAUCUAUACCUACUAUUUAGGAUAUCGCUAAUUUUAGCUUUAAGAUUUUGUUAUAUUUUUGCUUUCUAGAAAUGAGUAAUUUUAUUUUAAAGAAACUUUAUAAUUUUUGCAAAAAAAAAAAUUUAUUUUUAUUAAAGAUGUGUUACUGCCGAACUAUGAAUUGUAAUCGUAUAAUCCGUGAAUUGUUAUAUUAAAACGAUAGCGUGUCUAAAUAGGCGUAUUUUUAUGUGUUCCUGUCAUAAAGAGUCAGUUAUUUGAAUGAACACUGAAUUUUACGAUGUACCUUAUUAAUACGAGAACGAUGGAAUAACCAAUGUACACAGGGUUACUUGCUAUUUACGUACGAUAGAAUUGAUUUGUUAUGUAGUUAACGUAAGGUCGGUCCAUUUACGCCACAGGAAUGUGACCUGACAUCAUAGUACAAGAAAACGAUUAUUUUCUGUUUGAUAUAUUGAAUGAGAUAUAUUUUAGUUACAUGAGUGCAGAAUGGCUAACGAGCAAGAAGUAUGUAGACCCAUAUUAUUCUGAGUUCUAUAUAUUUGUGAAAGCAUAAAACAUGAUUUUGCUGAGAAACCAGUAGGUGUAGUGUUCCUGAAGUUGAUUGAUAUUGUGUGAUUUAUUGCAACAAUGGUACUUGGAAAUAUAGCAAAAAAUGGUAGCAACAAAACUAUGAAGAUAGCUGUAAUCAGCGGAAGGGACAUUAUGUAGCUUUGAGAUUUGAAAAUUAAACGCUACAAGCUAAAGAGCUUCAAAUUUAGAUCUAGAACGUAAAGAUGAAGAUUCCGAGUUUUAGCUCUGGAAUAUUUUGAAUCUUAAUACAAAACUAAAAUGUAUUGGAUAAUGAGU
Molecule: messenger RNA, 4504 nt
Organism: Copidosoma floridanum
Lineage: Eukaryota; Metazoa; Arthropoda; Insecta; Hymenoptera; Encyrtidae
Gene: Nbr
Product: exonuclease mut-7 homolog
Biological process (GO): nucleobase-containing compound metabolic process
Molecular function (GO): nucleic acid binding; 3'-5' exonuclease activity
Source: RefSeq, a predicted model, not a curated record